GCAGCAGGCAGUGGUGUGCUCUGUCACCCAUCAAUUGAUUCCACUUUGUCUGUGCCCCCUGUGGCCCCUCCAAGGCACUCAUGCUGUCUCUGUUGGUGUCUCUGCAGGCCCUGCUCUCCCUGCGAUGCCCAGCCACCCCCACGAGCUCCUUGUCCCCCUGCGUUAGGUGCUGAAGCAGCAGGCUCCUGGUGCUGCACACACCAAGGUGGCCCAGGUCAGCAAGCCCGGACAGCGGUGGAUGAGCGCUGGGCACCGGCCUAGCCACACGCACACACCGGCACCAUGGACUUCGUCAUGAAGCAAGCGCUGGGCGGGGCCACCAAGGACAUGGGGAAGAUGCUGGGGGGCGAGGAGGAGAAGGACCCCGAUGCGCAGAAGAAGGAGGAGGAGAGGCAGGAGGCCCUGCGCCAGCAGGAGGAGGAGCGGAAAGCCAAGCACGCCCGCAUGGAAGCGGAGCGGGAGAAAGUCCGGCAGCAGAUCCGUGACAAGUACGGGCUGAAGAAGAAGGAGGAGAAGGAAGCAGAGGAGAAAGCUGCUCUGGAGCAGCCGUGUGAGGGCAGCCUGACGCGCCCCAAGAAGGCGAUCCCAGCAGGCUGCGGGGAUGAGGAAGAGGAGGAGGAGGAGAGCAUCCUGGACACCGUCCUCAAGUACCUGCCCGGCCCGCUGCAGGAUAUGUUCAAGAAGUAACAGCACCGUCAACCCUGCCAUAGGGUGCUGGGGCACGGGCGCCCUCUCUCCUACAACUCCUCCAUCAGUUCCCUUGGCCCCGGAGAGGGGGUCCCCACA
Molecule: messenger RNA, 786 nt
Organism: Ficedula albicollis (Collared flycatcher)
Lineage: Eukaryota; Metazoa; Chordata; Aves; Passeriformes; Muscicapidae
Gene: CPLX2
Product: complexin 2
Exons: 5
Coding region: 283-687 (134 amino acids)
Biological process (GO): neurotransmitter transport; synaptic vesicle exocytosis; regulation of neurotransmitter secretion
Cellular component (GO): terminal bouton; SNARE complex
Molecular function (GO): syntaxin binding
Source: RefSeq, a predicted model, not a curated record